Molecule: messenger RNA, 2646 nt
Organism: Penicillium maclennaniae
Lineage: Eukaryota; Fungi; Ascomycota; Eurotiomycetes; Eurotiales; Aspergillaceae
Exons: 3
Coding region: 1-2646 (881 amino acids)
Biological process (GO): eisosome assembly
Source: RefSeq, a predicted model, not a curated record
AUGCUUCUCCGACUAGAUCAACGAGUGAUCGUCCCGAAUCUUAGCCAUGCCUCAGCCGCAUCUGCUCUCGCCCAUGCCAACCAGAAACCCAUCGAAGUAUGGCGCCCCGGCAGAUACACCGAGGCCGAAAAGGCUGCCCUUUGCGUGAAAGACUUCUCCCCACCCGAGUUUCCUCAGCCUAGCACUGGUUACAGCGCAGAGGGACUUGGCGCCGCAAUUCUGGCCGUACGUGAGCAAAGAUCGACCAAGGCCGUUCGAGAGAAAGAACUCGAAGACGAGCAAAAUCGUGCGCGAGAGCAGGAACGGCAAUCGAAGGCACUCAAGGCAGCCACUGGGGCUUAUGCGACCCGAAAGAAGGCUGAUUCGGUUUCAUAUGAGGAAGAAGAGCCAUUUUCCAACCUGGAUGAUGCAAUGGAGGCCAGCCGCAUAACGCAUGCUGCCAAUCAAAAUAUCAAACUCUACACUUCAUCCCCUCCCCUUGUCAGCGAAAUCCAGGAGCGCAACCGGAGAAACUCACUUCACGCUGCGGCCCUUGUCAUGGCAAGAGAUAUGUACGAUGUCACUGAAUCCAAGGACGUCACCUAUGCCGACCCUGCACUCUCUGCAGCUCAGAAAGGCCACGUUCAGGCCAUGGCUCGGUCCCGGAAUACCGUUAGUGGCACAAUAGGCACGACCGGCCGGGAUGCAUUAACUCUACAAGACGCCGCGCAGAAGCGUGCCUCCGAGAAGCUGGCACGCCUGAGAAACGAGCAGGCAGAUAUGCAAGCCUACUAUGGAACUACACCCCAACCACAGCGCUCGCGCUUGACCACUCGCCGAAGGAGAGCGUCCAGUGACGCAGAUACGACACAGACCGAUGCCGAGCAGUCAAGACACAUCCGUCAUCAGAUGACUAACCUGCGAUCAAAGCUCAAUCAAGUAGAUGAGAAAAGGCAGCGGGACCGCGAUUUUCUCAUGGAAGCAGCUCGACGCAAUGUCGAUCAGACUAUGCAGGAUAUGGACAUGAAGCUCUGGGCCGACAGUGGUCGCGCCCCUCCAUCUAGACAGAGGGAGUGGGACGAGUCAGCCGAGGCUCGCGUUCGCAGGGAAGCCGAAGCUUCGGAAGCGAGCAGUGCGAUUUCGAGGGCGAAUGCGAACACAAACGCGAAUGUGGAGCGUGUGAACAUCGGCGGCCACCAGUACAUGGACAUGGCCGACGUCGAAGCUGUCGCUCGCGCACGCCUGCAACCCACACUCGAUGGGAUUACGGACCAAGCUGAACUGCAACGGGCCCGCGAGCUGGAGGAACGUCUGGAUGCAGAGGAGGAGGAAAGACACGCCGCUAUUGAAGAGGAGCGCGAAGCCGACAUGAGGGCGGCGGAAGCUGACGUGAGGGCCGCAACAAAGCAAAAGAAAGAACCAGAUUCCAGCAAGCGUGAAUCGAAGGGAAUCAGUUUCUUCCAAUUGUUGAGGCGCAAGAGCAAGCGAGUGCCUGACGAGAAGCCUGAGACAGAGGGAGCAGCAGCUGGGAAAGAGUCCACUGGGUUGCCCAAAGGCGAGGACUCACAGGUAGCCGAAGGAACUGCUGUUGCUACAGGGGCCGCCACUACUGUAGAGACUGUUCCUGCGGUGGAGAUCACUCCUACUCCGGAAAUUUCAAAUGCCCCAGAAGUUGCGCCCACCAUAGAAUCUGCCCGUGCAGAAGAGGAUGCUUCUACUAGGGAGAUUAGAAACGUCACUCCACCCGAAGAGACUGUCCCUACUGUGGAGACUGUGGCUUCCGUUCCCGAAGAUGCCGCUGCCGAGGAUGCCUCCGCUACGGAAGCUAACGCUACGGAAGCUAAUGCGCCACCGGGACCCUCAAGAUUGUCCGGAGAAGAGGCCGUUGCCCGAGAAUUUACCAAGGAGCCCGAAACGCCCGGUGAUGCAACUGUUUUUGCCGCUGGCCCCGAUGCAGCCCCCGUGAAAGUAGUCAGUGAUCCUGUUUCACUCGACGAGACCACCGGUACACUGAGAUACUAUCCCGAACCACGGGAUGCUGCCGCCGUGGGCGGUGUUGCAUCCAUGCACACGGUCAGCCCUAUCACGAGUCCCCGGGCUGACUCAAAGUUGAGGACAUGGUUCCGCGACCGCUUGGUUCACCGCUCUAGUGGACCGGUCCCUGUGUAUCCCCACCAGCCCGGGCCAGACUUCAACACCGACAGCGAGAUUGGCUUCUCGGGCGGAGCUGCCCUGAGAGGACAGAACGAGACUCGCGGUGCAGCGCUGAGCUCACAUCCCAUCACCGACGACGACUUCGAUCGGCGGUCAACCAACGGCGCCGAAGUCAGCAGAAUGUCGACCUAUGACUCGGUCUCCAGUGGGCAACUCGAGUCCAAUUCUGGCGGCAAAAGACAGCGCCUGCGCAGAAGCUUGAUGAAGACUGUGGGCCGCUCUAGUCAAACUUCCAAGGCCAACGAUGUCAAUGAAAACUCGCGUUCUCGAAAGACAUCUGACGUUGGCCCUGAACUCAACGAUCCUGAUUCCAACAUUCAGGGCUUGCGAAAUAGUGCCAUUGAGCAAGGUCUACCUGUCCCGCCUGUUCUUGGGGGACAACGCCAGCACUACAGGGCGCGGGUCGAGGUUCUCCGAAGAUCUGUGAUUUUCAUCUACUUGUUAUUUACAUGA